Messenger RNA from Medicago truncatula (barrel medic), 1833 nucleotides. RefSeq names its product heat stress transcription factor A-5. The coding region runs from base 106 to 1569 and encodes 487 amino acids. Gene Ontology annotation, molecular function: DNA-binding transcription factor activity; RNA polymerase II cis-regulatory region sequence-specific DNA binding. Gene Ontology annotation, cellular component: nucleus. The transcript has 2 exons. NCBI's taxonomy places the organism in Eukaryota, Viridiplantae, Streptophyta, Magnoliopsida, Fabales, Fabaceae. The record is from RefSeq and is a predicted model, not a curated record. Gene Ontology annotation, biological process: regulation of transcription by RNA polymerase II; cellular response to heat.
AAACGCCAACAAAGACCAGCCUAAGCAAAGAAGAAAUAGCUUCUUCAAGUCAAAACAUCUCUCUCUCUCUCUCAAAACAUAUCUCUCUCUCUCAACCAUUACGAAAUGAAUUCUGCACCACAAUCCUCAUCAGCCGCUGCCGCCGGCGGAAGCGGAGGAGGUCCGGCACCGUUUCUUCAGAAGACGUAUGACAUGGUGGAUGAUUCCACCACAGACGAGAUCGUUUCGUGGAGCUCUGAUAACAAAAGCUUCAUUGUUUGGAACCCUCCUGAAUUCUCUCGCGUUCUUCUCCCAACCUAUUUCAAGCACAACAAUUUCUCCAGCUUCAUCCGUCAGCUCAAUACCUAUGGAUUUCGAAAAGCAGAUCCUGAGCGUUGGGAGUUUGCCAAUGAAGAAUUUAUCAAAGAUCAAAAACAUCUUCUGAAGAAUAUACACCGCAGGAAACCUAUCCACAGUCAUAGUCAUCCUCCGGGUUCUGCUGUAGAUCCAGAAAGGGCAGCAUUGGAGCAAGAAAUAGAGAAGUUGUCUCGCGAGAAAAAUGCUCUUCAAACCAAACUCUUAAGCUACAAUUAUCUCGAUACAGAAAAGCUUCAGCUGGAAGAUUUUCAGCGGCGAUUGGAUGGCAUGGAGAAGAGGCAGACAAAUUUGCAGAACUUCUUUGAGAAGGCUCUUCAAGAUUCUUUUAUUGUUGAACUUCUUUCCCGCAAAAUUGAAUCCAUGGAUUUGGCAGCUUAUAAUAAGAAAAGGCGAUUGCCUCAGGUUGAUCAGGUGCAGCCUGUUGCCGAAGGUAGCUUGGUUGACAAUCCUAGCAAUUUCAGACUGGAAUUUGGGAAUGUUUUCCCUCAUGAUAUCUCAAAUAAACUCAGACUGGAAUUGUCACCAGCUGUCUCAGAUAUGAACUUGAUAUCAGGUAGCACGCAGGGUUCAAACGAAGAUGAGGAAAGCCUGCAGAAAAAUCUGUCUGAAGGAGAACUGACAGGAAUGCAGACAAGAACUGGCCUUGCUUUUACACCUGAAACACUAGACCUUGCAGAUACUGGGGCAUCUUUCACUUUUAACAUGGAUUCGUGUUUAUCACAAAGAGCAACAACUACUGAGUGCCCAAAUCUUCACUCUCUGGAGCCGAGUACUGAAGAAGGCGAUAGUCAUAUAUCCUGCCAACUAAAUUUAACUCUGGCAUCUUGUACAUUGGAAUUCAAUAGGAAUUCAUACUCGGCCAGGUCGCCCCAAAUAAACUGUCAGGAAAUUGGCAAUUUGGCAGAGUCAAGAGUUAACGCUGAUGGUAAAGAAUCUGAAAUUGGAGUUUCCUCAAACCGAAAUGUGGCUAAUGAGGCUAUCAAUCUAGCUCCACCAAAGGAGGCUUCAGGUAACGUCCAAGUCAAAGCAGCUGCUCGGCACGGAGUGAAUGAUGUGUUUUGGGAAAAUUUCCUUACUGAAAGACCAGGCUGUUCAGACAAUGAAGAGGCAAUAUCCAACUAUCGAGCAAUUCCAAAUAGUGAGCAAGAAGAAGGGCGGUCAGUUCAUGGAAUCUCCAGUAACAUCAAGAACAUGGAUAAUCUCACCCUUUGAGCAUGCUGUCUUGGGACACUUACUAUUGGUAUGUGAGAUUCACUGAAUAUUGUAGACGUUCAAGAAUAUGUUUGUCUUACUACUGUCAUGUAAAAAUAUGUUUGACUUUUUAGACUGAAACAUGCAUUGCGAAUUAGUUGUCUGGUAGUGUUGUAGACGUUCAAGCUUUUAAUGGUUUUCACCGGUAUUGUAGACUUGAAAGUGACUAUGCAGUUUUGAAUACAUACUCCUAUAUAUUCAAGUUUUGAAUGGUUUUCACAGGUA